Messenger RNA from Colletotrichum fioriniae, 1332 nucleotides. RefSeq lists its product as uncharacterized. Lineage: Eukaryota; Fungi; Ascomycota; Sordariomycetes; Glomerellales; Glomerellaceae. The record is from RefSeq and is a predicted model, not a curated record.
AUGAACGAACCGAUCGAGAUUCUGGGCCAACAGCCAGGGCUGAAGAUCUACACCCAGAUAGCGAUCUGCUUUUCUGUCAAAGAUGAUCAAUCAUACGCAAACAUCACUAAAACUCUGUCAAGCGGUCUCGAGCGGCUGACUGCGGGUUUCCCCUGGGUUGCAGGGCAGAUCAUCAACGAGGGCGCGAGUGAAGGUAACACAGGUAUCUUCAAGAUCGCACCGCAUGAAGCAACCCCGCCCUUGAUCAUCAAGGAUUUCAGAACGGACCCGUCAGUUUCGUCGAUGAACAACAUGAAGGCUUCAAACUUCCCCUUCGGGAUGCUGGAUGAAAGCAUCAUUUGUCCUCGCCCGACUCUUCCCAUCGACCCGAAUCUGGUAGGGGAGCCUGAGCCAGUCUUCAUCACUCAAGCCACCUUCAUCAAAGGCGGGCUCAUUCUCGCCUUCCUCGGCCACCAUCAGGUACUUGAUGGCACCGGUCAAGGACAACUCAUCAAACUCUUAUCCAAGGCGUGUAAAGGCGAAGAAUUCACCGAGGAGGAAGUAACAACUGGAAACCUGAGACGCCACGAUAUCAUCCCCCUCCUCGGAGACUACAAGGGCGGACCCGAGACUGAUGCGAUGACCAUCAAGCCCUCAACAACGCCAGCCACGGCACCAGCCACAUGCAGAUGGGCCUACUUUGAAUUUUCAUCAGCUUCUCUGUCAGCCUUGAAAUCAUUGGCUUCAGAGACGGUCAAGUCGGGCUAUAUCACAACAGACGAUGCCGUCACUGCCUCCGUCUGGCAGUCAAUCAGUCGCAUUCGUGCGAACCGCCUAUCCCACGAUGCGGAAACUAAGCUCGCUCGAGCUACCAAUGUGCGAGGAUACAUGGACAUUCCUCAAACUUUCCCAGCGCUGAUCCAGAGCAUGACGAAUAACUCCAUGGCGAUCAAGGACCUCGUCGAAAGACCACUAGGGGAAGCGGCAUCUCAACUCCGAUCAACUGUGAAUCCUGCAGCCUUGAGCUAUGGAGUGCGAGCUUUGGCGACAAUCAUGAGUCAAGCAGCGGACAAGAGUGUCUUUUCAUUCACUGGGGCCCUUCGCCUCGAUAGAGACUUGGCCUUUAGUUCCUGGGCAAAACUCGAUCUGUAUGAGCACGACUUUGGAUUGGGACUGGGCAAGCCUGAGUCGGUCCGGAGACCGCAGUUCACACCUGUGGAGAGUCUUGGGUACCUACUUCCCAAGGCACCGGAUGGCAGCAUCGCACUUGCAAUAUGUCUAAGAGAGGAGGACAUGGAGAGGUUGAAGAAGGAUGAAUUAUGGUUGAAGUAUUCAAAGUACAUAGGAGAGUAA